AUGGGUGUAAAAGUCCAAGAUGUCAAAUCUAUGAGCUUCAGUCCUAGAACACACGUGGAAAGUAUGCCAUCUGAAGUCAUCACAGAGAAGAAUGUCCUUGGUAUGAAACCAGCAGAAAUGAGCCUACAAGAAUCAUCAGUUCUUCCUUUGGUCCUUCAAAAUCUACCCUCUGAUAAGACAGGGGACAGCAAGGGAACCAGGUAUCCUGAUAUCUGGAGCAUGAAUGUCUUAUCUAAGGAAGAAAGUGGAAAGAAGAAAAUGGAGGAAUUCCAGAGGUAUUCUUCAUACCCAUUCAGAUUACUAUCCCAGGAGUUUCAGGCAGGAUUAGAGGCUCGAAGAAGCGCUAUCGCUAUCCAUUCUUUCCUGGGCAUACAGCAGAAUGUCUGGGAAAGCCAUGUCUGUAGGCAGAGACUACCUAGGAAAUACCUCUCCAGUAUGCUAAUGCUGGGGAAUGUCCUGGGAACCACUAUGGAAAGGAAGCCUUGUUCUCAACCCUUUUCAAUAGAAAGAUUCACUAUGGACAGCUGUCAGUCCAUCGAAAAUUUAUUUGGGGUUCCAGCUGAACUGAUGGCAUUUUCCCAAAGCCUGCUAGACAGGGUUCCAAGGACCAUGUCUCAGACGUCAGUGGAUAAAAAGUACAUACAGAGACAUAUUUUAUUUCACAGUAAUGAGAAGAAAAUGCCACUGAAGAUGUGGACCCGCGGCUCCACAUCUUCCAUAAUACAGAGAUUCUCUGGCACAAGAUUGGGAGUAAGGAAACCAAGCUCAAAAUCCCACAAUAUUAUCCAGGAAGCCACUGAGCAUGUGUCCGUCUCAUGUACCGGGACCUGGUUUCCUGACUUGAUGAGAUCAGAGAUGCUUUACACUAGGGAAGAUUCUGUUUCCAGGGAGCAGAGUAAAAUCUCACCAUGUGCACCGAGUAGGACUUUUGAGUCUCAGCAUUCCCUCAAAACUAGUUCUCUCUCCCAGUCAAACACCGAUAACUCAGAACAUCUUCUAAGAGAACUCAAGUUAAAAAUAGCAGGAAAACUCAUAAGAAGUCAAAUACCCCACAAUGUCCCUCUAGAUUCAGGUCUUGUCCUAAAGUAUCCAAUAUGCUUAGAAUGUGGCCGAUGUUCAGGCCUUAAUUGCUCUCAUAAGUUACAGUCUACUUGGGGGCCGUACCUUCUCAUCUACCCAAAGCUCCACCUUUUAAACAGCCCUGAAGGCCAUGGUGAUGUUCAAUUGCAUCUUGGAUUUAAAUUAGGGUAUCCACAGAAGGGUAGUGCAUCACCAUCACAUAGAGAAGCUAAAUUCUCUAAGCUGGCUUCCAACCAUCCUGACUAUGGAAGCAAUCAGGAUGAAACAUGGAUUAAAUCAAGCCUCAGAAAGACCUCUGUCUUGACAGAUCCUUUGAAGAAAUUUGUCAAGGGACCUAAAACACAAAACACAGGGCUAUACAAAAUCAGUCCUAGAACACUGAGGGGUCUGUCAAGAAACAGAAUUGAAACCCCCCAAACAAGCACUGUUUCUUCCAAGACACAACCUGAGAAAUCCUCUCAGCCCAAAAUCAUCCAACCGCUUGUUCAAGGCCUAAGGCAGGCAUUCCAAGCAGCACAUAGAAUUGUGACUUUUAUGAGCCAGAAAUUGAAGAAGAUGAGGCCAGACAAGUUGUGCUCAGUCAACAACUUGCACCACAACAAAAGUGCCAAUUGUUAUUACUUCAUGGGAGAUAGCGAAGGAGCGAGGACACCAGCUGUCAGGCUCAGGUCAACAGGCUCAAGCGCUAAGCAAAAGGACACGUGGCAGGGAGGAAGAGAGCGUGGUAGACAAGCUCCAGAGCCCAAACCAGCGAGCUCUCUCCCACCCAGACCCUUGCAAACGCAGAAGACCAUGGUUUGUGGAAGAGAUGACUUAAGUCCCCAAAAUAAAUGA
Molecule: messenger RNA, 1914 nt
Organism: Apodemus sylvaticus (European woodmouse)
Lineage: Eukaryota; Metazoa; Chordata; Mammalia; Rodentia; Muridae
Source: RefSeq, a predicted model, not a curated record